Molecule: messenger RNA, 3345 nt
Organism: Aegilops tauschii subsp. strangulata
Lineage: Eukaryota; Viridiplantae; Streptophyta; Magnoliopsida; Poales; Poaceae
Product: kinesin-like protein KIN-UB
Biological process (GO): microtubule-based movement; spindle elongation; mitotic spindle assembly
Cellular component (GO): mitotic spindle; spindle microtubule
Molecular function (GO): plus-end-directed microtubule motor activity; microtubule binding; ATP binding
Source: RefSeq, a predicted model, not a curated record
GGCCACCGAUCCCGUGCUCCCCCUGCAGGCCUCCCGGCUCACCAUCUCCCCGUGAUCCCUGUCACGGACGCGCCGCCGCCGCUGCCACCCCUAUCUAAUGGCGAGCGGCGCCAGGAAUGGCGGGGGAGGGCUGGGCUCCAGGACGACCGCGAAGAUGGACAGGCAGCAGGGCUCCACCGCCACGCCCAAGGCCCCCGCCGGGAAGCCCCGCCUCUCCGCGGCCGGCGGCGGCGCUUACCGGCGCACCAGCUCCGGCCCGCUCCCCGCCGCGGGCGCCGGCGGGGGGCGCAACUCGUCCGAAUCCGGAGUUUCUAGCAGAGUUAGAGUUGCUGUAAGGCUAAGGCCUCGGAAUGCAGAAGAGCAGGCGGCAGAUGCUGAUUUUGCUGACUGCGUUGAACUCCAGCCAGAGCUCAAAAGACUAAAGCUUCGUAAAAACAAUUGGGAGUCCGACACAUUUGAAUUCGAUGAAGUGCUUACAGAGUUUUCUUCACAGAAGAGAGUGUAUGAAGUUGUUGCUAAACCAGUUGUGGAGAGCGUUUUGGAGGGAUAUAAUGGUACAGUUAUGGCAUAUGGGCAGACUGGUACUGGCAAGACUUUUACACUUGGAAGGCUUGGUGAUGAAGAUACUGCUGCACGAGGAAUCAUGGUCCGCGCAAUGGAGGAUAUUCUUGCUGAUAUAACCCCUGAGACUGAUACAGUAUCACUAUCUUAUCUACAGUUGUAUAUGGAAAUGAUACAAGAUCUCCUUGAUCCUGUAAAUGAUAACAUAGCCAUUGUAGAAGACCCAAGAACAGGGGAUGUUUCGUUGCCUGGGGCCACUGUAGUUGAAGUUAGAGACCAGAAGAGUUUUAUGGACCUUUUAAGGAUUGGUGAAGCUCAUCGUGUUGCUGCAAACACAAAGUUGAAUACAGAGUCAUCUCGUAGUCAUGCAAUUCUCAUGGUAAAUGUCAGAAGGGCUGUAAAAGGUAGAAGUGAAAUGAAUGUUAGCAUGUCUGCUGAAAAUGGGCAUUCAUCUUCAAUGAUGGACUCUCUACGACCACCUAUUGUCAGGAAAAGCAAGCUUGUAGUUGUAGACCUGGCAGGAUCCGAGCGAAUAGACAAAUCUGGAAGCGAGGGUCAUACAUUAGAAGAGGCGAAGUCUAUUAACUUGUCCCUAAGUUCACUAGGAAAAUGCAUCAAUGCACUUGCUGAAAGCAGCGCACAUGUACCUGUUCGUGAUUCCAAGCUUACUAGGUUGCUUAAAGAUUCAUUUGGAGGCACUGCAAGAACAUCAUUGGUUGUGACGAUUGGUCCAUCUCCAAGACAUAGGGGGGAGACUACGAGUACAAUAAUGUUUGGACAAAGAGCAAUGAAGGUUCAGAACAUGGUGAAAUUAAAGGAAGAAUUUGACUACAAAAGUUUGUGUAGGAGACUUGAUAUUGAAUUGGACAAGUUAAUCGCAGAAAAUGAAAGGCAACGUAAAUAUUUUGAUGAUGAAAUUGAACGAAUAACAGCAGAAGCGCAAUACCGUGUUGCUGAGGCAGAAAAGGAAUGCAAAGUUUCUCUAGAGAAUGAGAAAAUGAAGUAUCAUCAAGAAUACUUGGACUCUAUAAAGAUACUAGAAGAGAAGUGGAAAGUACACCAACAGUCACCUAAGAAACAGAUUAAAGAGGAGUCUACAUCAAAUGGUGACGUGCAGGACUUACUGCAGAAUGAGAAAAUGUUACGCCAAUCUGCUGAAGAUGAGUCCAAUGACCUUAAGAAUCAAUUAUCACACUGGAAAAAGAUGGAGGCCACAGCUACCGCUGAAGUAGUGAGACUCCGGAGAAUGUUGGAUACUGAAGCUAGCCAAAAAGACAAACUCGAAGAAGAAAUAGCUGUUUUGAAAAGUCAGUUAAUGCAGUUAAGUCUGGAUGCUGAUGAGACAAGAAUGAGCCUUGACACAGGAGAUGGACCAGGAAAAAUAUUUCCUGGUUUAGAUUCUUUGAUGUCUCACUCUCGGAAUUCGCAGCCUAGAGAGCAGAGCAAUGGACCUAAGGCGCCAGUCGCGAAACUCUUUGAGCAAGUUGGGUUACAGAAGAUAUUGUCAUUGCUUGAGUCGGAAGAACCUGAUGUUCGUGUUCAUGCCGUAAAAGUUGUCGCGAAUCUGGCGGCUGAAGAGGCAAAUCAAGAAAAGAUUGUAGAAGCAGGUGGCCUCACUUCCCUCCUAAUGCUGCUUAGGAGCUCUGAGGAUGAGACCAUACGCAGAGUAGCGGCAGGAGCAAUUGCUAAUCUUGCAAUGAAUGAAACGAAUCAAGAUCUUAUAAUGGCUCAAGGUGGUGUAACCUUGUUGUCAAUGACAGCAUCUGAUGCGGAGGACCCACAAACUCUAAGAAUGGUGGCUGGAGCUAUCGCCAACCUGUGUGGCAAUGACAAACUGCAAACUCGUCUAAGAGGAGAAGGUGGAAUCAAAGCAUUGCUGGGAAUGGUUAAGUGUGGCCACCCUGAUGUCCUUGCUCAAAUUGCUCGUGGCAUUGCAAACUUUGCAAAAUGUGAAUCUAGAGCAGCUACUCAAGGAAACAAGGUGGGGAGAUCAUUAUUGGUCGAUGAUGGGGCACUUCCUUGGAUCGUAAAAAACGCAAAUAAUGAGGCUGCCCCAAUUAGGCGGCACAUCGAGCUUGCACUGUGCCAUUUGGCGCAACAUGAGGUAAAUGCCAAGGAUAUCGUGAGUGAAGGCGCGCUCUGGGAACUUGUUCGGAUCUCGAGGGAUUGCUCUCGGGAAGAUAUAAGGAUGCUAGCAUACCGCACGCUGACAUCCAGCCCAACUCUUCAGUCGGAGAUGAGAAGAUUGCGGAUAGAGUGUUGAUGAAUUGACCCAAAAAGAUUCAACUGGGUCUCAUCCUCGCACCGAGUGGAGUUACGUUUCUUGCCCAAAUCUCCCAAUUCGAGUAGAGGCGCUGCUGUUGCGCAAGCGCUGGCAAUCAAGCGCGCCGGCCCUUUGAUAUACCCAGCUUCUGCAAGCAAGCAUACAUGGCCGGGCAGCGGACCCGUUGAGUUCUGUCUCAACUGUCAAUGGUGCGCGCCAUCAUUCUCCUCAAGAUGAUUCAUUCUAUUUAUGGUGGCGAUUCGUUUAUUCAAAUCCUAGCAUGUGAGAGGCUUUACUUACUUGGAUGUAACCUGUAGAAGAAUUUGUGUUGUAAAAUCCACGAUCGUGGUCGGGAUAUGGGUGGGCCAGCUGAGUGGCUUGCGGUGCAGAUAGGUUGGCUUGGGUUGGGGCCAUGACAUGGAUUAUAUACUUAUAUACUUGUAUUAAUUGUACAGUAGACAAUCUUUCGACUGUAACUUAAUAGUUCUUCAGAGACUGUUUGUUAGAAGAGUGUUUGCGUA